Messenger RNA from Vespa velutina, 3456 nucleotides. It is a transcript of the gene Arl5, whose product is annotated as ADP-ribosylation factor-like protein 5B. Gene Ontology annotation, cellular component: trans-Golgi network; cytoplasm. Lineage: Eukaryota; Metazoa; Arthropoda; Insecta; Hymenoptera; Vespidae. The coding region runs from base 405 to 944 and encodes 179 amino acids. The record is from RefSeq and is a predicted model, not a curated record. The transcript has 3 exons. Gene Ontology annotation, molecular function: GTP binding; GTPase activity. Gene Ontology annotation, biological process: vesicle-mediated transport; protein localization to Golgi membrane; intracellular protein transport.
UGUAGGGGCAUUUUAAUCGCAUAUGCAACAUGUCGCGAUCGUCUUAAUUAGAUUAGGGAAUGUUCGCCUAAAAUUACUCCAUUUAACAGUUUAUCUAAUUGUACUUGCAACAGUUGGAAAACCAUCGUGCAUUUCUCAUUUCUACGGUACACCGGUCGUUGACAUGAGGCUGCAAAAUAUCGUGCAAAUGAGAAAGAGUGAAGUGAUGGAAAGCUGGACAUAACCCUGUAACAAUGAGAUGGAUGUCCUAUUUCUAAGUCGAAAUACAUUCUCUUUAUCGUAAUCAAGGCUGCAAACGAGGAAGAGACAGAGAGGGAAAGAGAGAGAGAGAGAGAGAGAGAGAGAGAGAGAGAGAGAGUUACCGAGCGCGGUUUUUCGAAUUAUUUUGGAACUGUGGGCUCAAUAUGGGAUUGCUAUUUGCAAAGUUGUGGAGUCUCUUUGGUAACGAAGAACAUAAAAUAGUUAUGGUAGGAUUGGACAACGCCGGUAAAACAACCAUAUUAUAUCAAUUUCUAAUGAACGAGGUUGUUCAUACGUCCCCGACUAUUGGUUCAAAUGUAGAAGAAGUAGUAUGGAAGAAUAUUCAUUUCAUAAUGUGGGAUUUAGGGGGACAGCAGAGCUUAAGGGCCGCAUGGUCUACUUAUUACACGAAUACAGAAUUCAUAAUUAUGGUUAUAGACAGCACAGAUAGAGAGAGACUCGGUGUGAUAAGAGAAGAAUUGUAUUCUAUGUUAAAUCACGAGGAACUUAGCAAAGCUAAUGUUUUAGUUUAUGCUAAUAAGCAGGACUUGAAGGGUAGUAUGACAGCCGCUGAAAUUUCAAGGCAACUAGAUUUAACGUCGAUCAAAAAACAUCAGUGGCACAUACAAAGCUGUUGUGCUCUCACGGGAGAAGGACUCUAUCAAGGACUGGAAUGGAUCGUUGGACGUCUCAAGAAGACAUGACGUACAUUAUGAGAAUUUGUCAUAAAUUCGACGGAAUAACUAAACUGUAUAAUAUGUGAUUAGCGCGAGUUAGUAUCGUUGCUACUUUGAUGGUCGUACACAUAUUGGAAAAAAUAAUUUUAUGACGUUUUAAAAUGAUACAUUAAUUUAUAGUACGAUGAUCAAAGUAUAACUGCAUAUACCGAGACAAUUACCGUAGCAAAUGUUCAAUGUAUUUCAGAGUGGACGGGCAAAAAAUUUAUUUAUUUUCAAUAAAAUAAUAAUACACGCUCGCGUUUCCUGAUAUAAAAACGUGAAAAUAAUUGUGGAGAAAAGAUGAAUUAUCGAUAGGCAUAAAAGAAAAAAAAAAGAAAAAAAAAAAAAGAAAAAAAAGAAGAAAAAAAAAGAGCGAAGCUGAAGAAAAUUGUAAAAUAUAAAAUAGGAGGUUUCCCAUGAUGUAUAAUGCUUGAUUAAUUUUACAAUAUUACAGAUAUGUUAAAAUAUGUGUUGUUUUACGUUUAAGUAACAUGCAUUUUCAAGAGUGAUAACUGCCAAGUCUUAUUCCUCGUUCGCACAUAUUUCAUAUAUCAUUUAAUUCCCGCAAGUACUAUCCAAUAAUAAACUAUCGGGGUUAUUAUAAGAAAAAGAAGCGCAAUUGGAAGAAUCUAAAAUAAAUUCUUGAAAAUAGAAUCCGACCCGUUCACUUGUGCUUAUAACAAAUGCCGAAGCCGCAGGAAGUACUUGUUUACAUACAAAGAGAAUAUCAUCGUUUGGCUUCUUAUGCAAAAGUAAAAGGUACAUCUUUGUACAUAGUUUUUAUACACUUUAUUAACGAUAAGCGACUGUAAAAAAAAAAAAGAGAGAAAAAAAAAGAAAAAAAGAAAUAAAGAAAAAAGAAAAAAAAAGGAAAAAACUACAGAAAAGAAGAAGAAGAAGAAGAAGAAGAAGAAGAAAAAAGUAAGGUCAGCAAGUAUAGCUCCAAUCUGUAACAUAUUUUUAACAUUUCUGUAUCAAAUUUUAAGCAGAUUUCGAACCGUGCAAACAGCUGUAAGACUUCAUAACAAGGAUAGAUAACUGAGGGACGGGUGUUUGCUGGGAAAAUCUAAUUUGACUUGUGCGUUACAAAUAAUCUUAAUUAAAUUAAUACACUUAAUACGAAACGAUACAAAUUCAUUUCUGUGUAAUUAUAUAUUAUGGAACAAAAAGUUUUAUUUAUUAAUUAAUUAAAAAUAUAUUGUUUUAAUGUUCAAUCAACGGCUCUUUGAUAAUAAUUUGUAUGCAGCUAGAAAUAUUACUGCGUCAGGUUUGCGUUACUUGGACAAUAUUCAGUCAAGAUGUUAACAAUAUUGAGUAUCAAUAUAAUGAACGUUGAUUAAAUUUAAUUGAGAAAAUGUUAAACAUCAUUGUAUAAGAUAAAUGCCGUCUAAAGUCAAGAGUGAGAAUCUUACGUAUAAAAUAAUUUUCUCAUAUUGAGAAAUGACACUUGAAAAUAACGAACUAUCGCGCAUACCUAUAAUAAUUGCACUUUCCUGCACAUCGUAUAUGUGAACAUACAUACGUUAUUUUCUCUUUAAUCGAAAUUUUGUCAAAGUGUUUCAAUGAUAUAAUUGUUGAUAGAAACGUGGCUAAAACUAGUAUUAUCGAAUCGAAGAUUUUUAUCACCUUGAGUUAUUUUCUUAUUUGAAUUAGUUAAAAAAAAACAGGACGAAGACAGCGUGUUAUAAAGCGUGUGUGCGUUACAUGUAUAUAUAUGUAUAUAUAUAUAUGUAUGUGAUAUAUAUAUAUAUAUAUAUGUGUGUGUGUGUGUGUGUGUGUAUAUGUAUAUGCAUAUAUGUACAUACAGAGAGAGAGAGAGAGAGAGAGAGAGAGAGAGAGAGAGAGAGAGAGAGAGAGAGAGAGAGAGAGAGAGAAUCAUGUUCAAUUUAAUAAAGCAGGCGAACCUGUUUCCUACGACAUUGUUCAAAAUCACACGAAAUCGUUAGAUCUCUUCUAUCCGUCUUCCUCUUUUAAAAUUUUGAUACUACGUACAAGUGAUGAUCUCUUUUUGUUCCGAUAGUAUCACUUUUGAAAAAUAUUAACAUGAAAAUGAAGGAUCCGUACGGAACCCGUACGGAAAAAGUACGCGUGGUUUAAAUUUAUAAUAAAAUCUCUGCAUUAAAUUACAUAAUAAAUUAGAGAUAAUGAGGAGGGCUGCAAUAAAGUUGCACUUAUUGGUAAUUCCAUUAUCUUGGAUAGAUACGUUCUGCGCCGUGACGUUAUUAAUAAAUAGUAAAUAGCGAAUAAAAUGUAUUUUAAAGGAAAAUGCAAAGAAAUAUUAGAAUUUACUUAAUUUCCCGUCUGUCUAUCAUAUAUGAAACGAAAGUUUGAUGUAAUAUCGUAUUAAGAAUCGAUCGGUUGUUUAAGAGUUGACGUCCUUGUACUUGUGCAUUUAUCAGAUUAGGUAUUAAGAAGAAAUGAUUGCGUAUAUCGCAUAUUAUUUUUAAAUAUCUAUUUAUUUUCAUGUUUAUUAUAAAUAAAGAAUCGCACACACUCA